UUUGUGCACCUGAAGUGGAUCGUUCAUUCGGAGCUUCAUGUGAUCCACCAGCGAAGAACAAGGCAGCCCGCUGGCGUUGGCACUGCUCCUGCUCCCAGCCCUAACAGGUCUUCCCAGCUAUUUCCUGUAUCAUGGCAUCUCUGAUAAGUCUAUUAUCGACCGCCUUUUAAUUAACAUCCUUGCACAGAAUAGGCAUUUCUAGAUUUGGGUUGCCGGUGAAAUUCCCUCAAGGGAAAGAGGGUUAAAAAAAUCCCAUUACGUCAAAUUUAAAGGCUGUUUAAUGGAUCACAGUGUUUACAGAAUGCUAUCAAUGAAGUGAAAGCAUUCUGCCACCUUGCUACGCGAAUUGUAUGUGGCUACGCUGAUGGUUUAAAUGAUUGCUUUCAGAAUAGACAAUAGGAUAGAAAUUGUGCAAUUAAAACGACGCGUUAAUUGAAUCAGACCACCCACUCUCACUCCCCUCAAUGCAAACCCCCUCCUCACCGAUACCCCUCCCUCUCGCUCUCCCACAUACACCCCCGCAACUGCAAUUUAUUAGUCCCGAGUUCUGUCAGAUCCGCGCUGGGCAUUAGAUGUCUUCGUAAGAGUGACGCUGUCACAUUUCACCCCAUGAACUGAUGUGUGGCAUCUUUUGAAUUCCUACGUUCAAUCCAACACUGGGUAAAAAUACCGUGCGGAUUGCACACCCGCCUGGACCGACAGACUGCCCACGGGUCGGAUGUUGCCGUCUAAGGAAGAACAGAAGAAAAUGCAGAAGGAGUAAUUGAUGAAGAAAUCGGUUUGAAAAAAAAGGAAGCAGCAGCGGGCUGGCGUUUUUUUUGAUAGCUUUCGAAAUCGCGAAGCCUUGUGGAACAGGGUGUGUGCAUGUGUGUGUGUGUAUGUGUGUAUGUGUGUGUGUAUGUGUGGAGGCUGCGGCGCCCCGUAGCACACAGCACAUCCCCAGUCGGAAGAGCAGCUGGAUUGCUAUUGUCAUCUCGGACCAGCUGAGAUAAAGCAGCUGCGGCAUCGUCCCUGGGAUAGAAGCAGCAGACCCGCGCCGAGCCCAUACAGCCACCCAUCUCCCGGCCACAGCAGCCCCUCACCGUCUCCCAGUCGCACCAAACUGGGGACUCUGACCUUGGGCUGGCAAGCGGCACUGUUCGCAGGUUUGCUUUUUACUGGAAAAGGGGCGACGACAAAAGGGAAGCCAAACAUUUCUCUCUCUGUUUACACUUCAUGGGGAUGUGUUCAAGGCAGGAGCGGAUACAGACAGACAUAGACAGCGUACUCCAGAGGUGCAAGGCGGACAAGGACUGCCUGUUUUCCGAUUUCAGAUAUUCCGAUUCCACGUUCACCUAUACAUACACAAGAGGCUCGAAGAGGGUGUCUUAUUCUGUUCACGUCUCCGAGGAUUAUCCAGAUAAUACAUAUGUGUCAAAUUCAGAGAAUGAUGAUGAUGUGCUAGUCACAAGGGAUCCCAUUCCAGUAAUUUUCCAAAGAAUAGCAACAGAAUUGAGGUUCAGUAAUGAUGCCACGAGUUGCCUGUCUAUCAGAGCCAAACUGCACAAUGAGAGGUGCCAGGAGACCAGGCAUACUUGCACAAUAGAAGAGGAUUCCGAAGGGGACAAUGAUUCAGAAGAAUUUUAUUAUGUAGGCCAGGGAAAUUAUGACGGUGAACUUCAUAAGCAUCCACAGCUUGAAGCUGACCUGGCAGCCGUGCGAGAGAUCUAUGGACCUGGUGCAGUAUCCCUCAGGGAGUAUGGAGCAAUUGAUGAUGUGGACAUCGACUUGCACAUCGAUGUCAGCUUUCUCGAUGAGGAGAUUGCUAUUGCAUGGGAUGUUAUUCGCACAGAACCUGUGAUCGUGCGACUGCAUUGCUCUCUCACGCAGUAUUUAAAUGGCCCAGUUCCAACAGUUGAUGUUUUCCAAACAUCGACGAAGGAUCGAUUUGGAUUGGGGCAUCAAUUGAAAAAAAUUAUGCAGACUUUUGUUACACACCAGUGGAAGCAGAACAGCAAGGAGAAACUCAACUGCCCACAUGGCAAAAAAAUUAGUGAGAAGAAGGUGAAAUCACCGCUGCACAUAUUUUCAUCUUUGCGCAGGUCGCCAAGUUAUCCUCCGCCUGGAUGUGGCAAAAGCAAAUCAAAACUGAAACCAGAGCAAGAUGGAAUUCCCAAAUCUCAGAAACUGCUCAAGAGGAACUGUUCCAAUUCUGCAAAAGUGGAAGAUGGUUGUGAUUCCAAACCUCACAAACCUAUUGGCCGUUCUUUUUCCAGUGAUCCCAGAACUGAUCAGACUAAUUCGUCAAAGCCACAUAAACUUUUAAGUCGAUCAUGUUCUGCCACCAUGAGGCUGGAUGAAAAUCUUCCUUUGAAGUCCCACAAAUUACUGAGCAGGACAUGUUCUGGUGACACCAGAUGCGAGCACAACAGUGCACCCAAACCACAUAAACUGCUGAGCAAGUCUUGUUCCAGCACUCUGAAGACAGAGGACACAGAUGGACUGAAACACCACAAACUGCUGAGCAGAUCUUACUCCAGCAAUGCCAAAGUGGGUAAGACAGAGCUGUGCAAAGAGCCCACUUCUGAGGGUAGAAGACUCUCACUUACCUCAGGUCUCAUUGGCAUUUUAGCACCUUCCUCUUCAUCACAGCCCACAUCUGGCUUUAAUGUGAAAACACUAGUAUCAAGGGAGCAUGGAUUUCUCGUGCAGACAAUUGAAUACGCAGAGCAGCGCAUACCGGUCCUCAACGAAUACUGUGUCGUGUGUGAUGAGCCUCAUGUCUUUCAGAAUGGACCAAUGCUACGGCCCACAGUUUGUGAACGGGAGCUGUGCGUUUUUGCCUUCCAGACUUUGGGAGUAAUGAAUGAAGCUGCAGAUGAAAUAGCAACAGGAGCCCAGGUGGUGGAUUUAUUGGUGUCCAUGUGCCGAUCUGCUUUGGAGUCUCCAAGAAAAGUGGUCAUUUUUGAGCCAUAUCCAUCUGUGAUGGACCCUCUUGAUCAUCGGAGCUUGGCAUUUAACCCAAGGAAAAAAGACUAUGAACGAUUAGUUAAAGCACUGGACAGCAUAACAUCCAUCAGGGAAAUGACCCAGGCACCAUACUUGGAAAUUAAGAAGCAGAUGGACAAGCAGGAUCCGCUGGCGCAUCCCCUGUUACAAUGGAUUAUUUCCAGUAACAGAUCGCAUAUUGUAAAAUUGACUGCAAAUAGGCAACUAAAGUUCAUGCACACGCCACACCAGUUCCUGCUCCUCAGCAGUCCACCGGCCAAAGAAUCCAAUUUCAGGGCAGCAAAGAAACUUUAUGGGAGCACUUUUUCAUUUCACGGCUCACAUAUAGAGAACUGGCACUCCAUUUUAAGGAAUGGUUUGAUUGUUGCAUCUAACACACGAUUACAGCUACAUGGAGCAGUGUAUGGGAAUGGUAUUUAUCUUAGUCCAUUGUCAAGUAUUUCUUUUGGUUACUCAGGGAUGAAUAAAAAGCAGCAGAAGGUGGCAACCAAGGAUGAACAGCCUUCAAACAAUAAAGCAGCCACUUUGCAGUCACAGAAAAAAGGACAGCAACCCCAGUUUUUGCAGAGUCGUAACCUGAAGUGUAUAGCCUUAUGUGAAGUGAUUACUUCACCAGAUUUGCACAAACACGGCGAAAUUUGGGUAGUUCCGCAAACAGAUCACGUCUGCACAAGAUUCUUCUUUGUAUAUGAAGAUGGCCAAGUGGGUGAUAUCAGUACAAAUACACAGGAUGCCAGCAUUCAUAAAGAAAUUCUUCGGGUCAUUGGAAACCAGACAGCUACAGGUUAAACGAAUCACACAUCAUCACUGACUGGAUCAGAAUGCCUUUUCUGGCUUUUAAGCUGCAGUGCAGUUUUGAACUAAAAUAUUAACCACCUAAUUUCAAAUGCACACAAUGUUAAGAUUUAAAUAACGCACUUUAAUUUCAAGAUUUCUUAUUUGAACCUUACAUAUUAGCAAUGCCAAGUCCGAAGUAUUGUCAGACAUCAAGUUGGCAUUGUUGCAGUAGGUUUUCCUGGAAAAUUUGUACAGUAUUAUGUAUUGGCCCUGAUUUUUAUUCAGCUUUGGCAAUGGUGGAAGAUUGAGAGUGUGAUUGUGCGUUGCGACUGGGUUAUACUCGGUGCUGAUUAGUUAAGCUGUGAAUCUUGGCAAAGUGUAGAACUGUGUAGAAUCUGCAAUGCGUGAUACAUAUGGGAUUGUGCCCCAUAGUGUCUCAAGAUGCCAUGAAGGAAUUCUGAGGAGGAAAGCUCUGCCUCAGGCAUCAGUGGAAUCAAGGGGCUGUUUCCUUCCAGGUUCAUCAAUUGUUCCUCUUUACUCAAGAAAUACUGCAGAGUUUUAGGAAUGGUGAUAUAAUCCUGUCCCAUUAAGAACAGGAAUUGUUUUUAAAGAUCAAGUCAGUUUGUCCUAUACCAGCCAAACCAUCAUUUUAUUUAUGUUUUGAAAAAGAUAAUUGUGAAGACAAAAAUAAAUAUUUUAAAAAAUACUGCCUGGGGUGCUUUGAUUGCAGGCCUUAAUGAAGAACCCAAACCCCUUAUCCUUCCAAUGCGCCAUGAUAAUGCCAACUUUUUAUAUAACAAAGAGCCUUUUUUU
Amblyraja radiata (thorny skate) is the source of this 4578-nucleotide messenger RNA. It is a transcript of the gene parp8, whose product is annotated as poly (ADP-ribose) polymerase family, member 8. Gene Ontology annotation, molecular function: NAD+ poly-ADP-ribosyltransferase activity. NCBI's taxonomy places the organism in Eukaryota, Metazoa, Chordata, Chondrichthyes, Rajiformes, Rajidae. The transcript has 26 exons. The record is from RefSeq and is a predicted model, not a curated record. The coding region runs from base 1216 to 3777 and encodes 853 amino acids.